Callorhinchus milii (elephant shark) is the source of this 1056-nucleotide messenger RNA. RefSeq names its product growth/differentiation factor 6-A. NCBI's taxonomy places the organism in Eukaryota, Metazoa, Chordata, Chondrichthyes, Chimaeriformes, Callorhinchidae. Gene Ontology annotation, cellular component: extracellular region. Gene Ontology annotation, biological process: BMP signaling pathway; SMAD protein signal transduction. The record is from RefSeq and is a predicted model, not a curated record. The transcript has 3 exons. Gene Ontology annotation, molecular function: cytokine activity; growth factor activity. The coding region runs from base 34 to 1056 and encodes 340 amino acids.
AUCGGCGAGGGCGCGGCGGUGCCACACGAGUACAUGGUGUCCCUGUACAGGACUCUGGCUGUCAGCGAGAGGCUCGGGCUCAACCGCAGCCUCAUCCCAGCUCCAACCCGAGCCAACACGGUCUCCAGCUUCGUGGACCAGGGAAACGUACGUGUUAACCUCAGUCCCUUAUCAAAACAGAGAUACCUGUUUGAUAUUUCCAGCCUGCCAAACACGGACGAGCUGGUAGGAGCCGAAUUGAGGAUUUUCAGAAAAUUCCCUGAAAACCUGCAUGCGGCGCUGUCUCGGGGAGGGAACAUGUAUCGCAUUUUGCUUUAUUCCUGCCCAGAGGCGGGGAGUCACCAACCAAAACGGCUCGACUCCAGGACAGUGGAUCUUUUGGACAUUGAUUCCUCCAACUGGCAAGUCUUUGACGUGAGGGAUUUCAUGCAAGGCCAUGUCCCCUCGACCCUGCUGUGUUUAGAUGUGAAAAUUAUUUCCGAUUACUCAAAAGAGGCUGCAGAUCCCACACUUUUGGGAUUCAACAGGUCUGAUCGCCAGCCUCAGGAGAAAGCCUUGCUGGUGGCUUUCAGUAACACCAAGAAAAGAGAGAACCUCUUCCGGGAGAUCAGAAAUACCAUCAAAUCCCUGGGUGGGGUGGAUUCACCAGCAGCCAACCAGGAAGCCAACGUCAAGCGCCGCAGGAAAAGGAGAACAGCAUUUUCCAGCAGAUCGGGCAGAGGGAGCGGAAAAAAAUCCAAAUCCAGAUGUAGCAGGAAACCUCUUCAUGUCAACUUCAAGGAGCUGGGCUGGGAUGACUGGAUCAUAGCGCCUUUAGACUAUGAGGCCUAUCAUUGUGAAGGGAUUUGUGAUUUCCCUCUCAGAUCUCACCUGGAGCCUACUAACCAUGCCAUCAUACAAACGUUGAUGAAUUCAAUGGACCCAGAGUCCACGCCUCCCAGUUGUUGUGUCCCAUCCAAACUCAGCCCCAUUAGCAUUUUGUACAUUGACUCCGGCAAUAACGUGGUGUAUAAGCAGUAUGAAGACAUGGUCGUGGAAUCGUGCGGUUGCAGGUAG